Molecule: messenger RNA, 651 nt
Organism: Prosopis cineraria
Lineage: Eukaryota; Viridiplantae; Streptophyta; Magnoliopsida; Fabales; Fabaceae
Product: 60S ribosomal protein L35a-1
Exons: 5
Coding region: 91-429 (112 amino acids)
Biological process (GO): cytoplasmic translation; ribosomal large subunit biogenesis
Cellular component (GO): cytosolic large ribosomal subunit; ribosome
Molecular function (GO): structural constituent of ribosome
Source: RefSeq, a predicted model, not a curated record
ACCUAUAUCUCAAGCUCUCCGUCUGAUAAAAACCCUCGAUUCCUUCGGACCGCCCUCCGCCGAUCUGCGCCCUCGCCAACAAAACGCAAGAUGGUGAAGGAACGCCAGGGAGAGCGGGUCAGGCUUUAUGUCAGAGGUUCGAUCCUUGGAUACAAGAGGUCCAAGUCAAACCAAUACCCAAACACAUCACUCAUCCAGAUUGAGGGAGUAAACUCCAAGGAAGAAGUCGCAUGGUACUGUGGCAAGCGCAUGGCAUACAUCUACAAGGCCAAGGUGAAGAAGAAUGGAAGCCACUAUCGUUGUAUUUGGGGGAAGGUUACCCGGCCUCAUGGUAACAGUGGUAUUGUUCGUGCCAAAUUUAAGUCCAAUUUGCCGCCCAGAUCAAUGGGAGCAAGGGUAAGAGUCUUCAUGUAUCCAAGCAAUAUAUGAGUUGAAGCUCUCUCUCUGGGAAGUUCUAAUGAUGGUUACUGCUGAAUAAUAAACUAUUUGCAAUACUAAUACACGAUACAUCAGUUGUCUCCACGCUAAGACAAUCAUGGGGUUAUGAUUUGUGAUUAACGCGGCUUGUUAUUAACUUUGUAAUUCAUAGCAAUAUAUAUAUGUCGACGAUGGCACUUUAAAUGCUCACCAUGAUCCGUGUGAUUUAUUUGC